AAGGCUGCGGUCCGGCUAGCAAACAGCGGUGGAGGCUCUUGCAGCGGUCGCCGGCUCUGAGGUGCGGGGGUACUCUACGCUCCUCAGACCUGACCCUUUCAGCACUCCGCUCCCGCGCCAGCCUACCUCGCUCCUCGGCGCCAUGACCACCACCACCACCUUCAAGGGCGUCGACCCCAACAGCAGGAAUAGCUCCCGGGUUCUGCGGCCUCCAGGUGGUGGAUCCAAUUUUUCAUUAGGUUUUGAUGAACCAGCAGAACAACCUGUGAGGCGGAACAAAAUGGCCUCUAGCAUCUUUGGGACACCUGAGGAAAAUCCCCCUUCCUGGGCCAAGUCGGCAGGUGCCAAGUCUUGUGGUGGCCGGGAAGAUUCUGAGUCAUCUGGACCCCAGAGAAGGAACUCUUCCGAAGCAAACCCUGCAGACUUCUUAGAUCUGAAGGGAGAAGGUGAUGUUCAUGAAAACGUAGACACAGAUUUGCAGGCCAGCCUGGGGCAGAGCGAGGAGAAGCCUGUGCCCGCUGCCCCUGUGCCCAGCCCAGUGGCACCGGCGCCCGUGCCAUCCCGGAGAAACCCCCCUGGUGGCAAGUCCAGCCUCGUCCUGGGUUAGCUCUGUCUGCCCUGAACUCUGUCGUUUCGUUUCUUUGUUUUCUCCAUGCUUGUGAACUGCACAACUUGAGCCUGACUGUACAUGUUUUGGAUUUGUUUCAUUAAAAAAGAAGCACUUUA
This is a messenger RNA of Balaenoptera acutorostrata (minke whale), 726 nucleotides long. RefSeq names its product Jupiter microtubule associated homolog 1 (gene JPT1). Gene Ontology annotation, cellular component: nucleus. The record is from RefSeq and is a predicted model, not a curated record. NCBI's taxonomy places the organism in Eukaryota, Metazoa, Chordata, Mammalia, Artiodactyla, Balaenopteridae. Bases 143 to 607 code for a protein of 154 amino acids. The transcript has 5 exons.